Molecule: messenger RNA, 1383 nt
Organism: Exophiala xenobiotica
Lineage: Eukaryota; Fungi; Ascomycota; Eurotiomycetes; Chaetothyriales; Herpotrichiellaceae
Exons: 1
Coding region: 1-1383 (460 amino acids)
Molecular function (GO): pyridoxal phosphate binding; catalytic activity; molybdenum ion binding
Source: RefSeq, a predicted model, not a curated record
AUGUUGACUCAAGCGCUGCAUGGACUGGAAUUCGGCGCGGUCAUUCAAGGCGUUUUAAGACUUACCGUUCUCAUGAGCCUAGUCCUAGGCGCCACACGCCUAGCACGAACCAUUUACCUAACCCGCAGACAGCCUAAGCACUUACUACGACUGGGCCUCCUCAACUCUAGCCAUCUUGCAGACCAGUACGAUGCCAGAUACGAUAAGGCCGAGGAAGACUCAAGGAGCGAAGCCAUCCUGGUCAAAGCACUUUAUAUCUACCCGAUAAAGUCUUGCGCACCUAUCGAGUUGGAGCGUGCACUCCUUACCAAGACCGGCUUUGCAUAUGACAGAUGCUUCGCUCUUGCCGUCGAGGUAAACAACGGCGAAUGGCAGUUUAUCAGCCAGCGUACCAAGCCACAAAUGGCCUUGAUCAAGCAGGAGCUAUGGCUCCCUCCACCAGACAGUGGCCAAAGCGACCAGCUUGCCCAGGCGGGUGGACGUCUCAUUGUGAGCUUUCCGGAUCCCGAAACUCCUGACCUCACGAAGCGCUUGGAAUCCAUGUUUGAGACGUGGACGUUAUCAGCCAAACCAGCAGUCCGCUUCAUCGUCCCCUUGCUUUCAACACUGGCUGAUAUCGCCCCAAUGACGCCAGAGCUGAAGCAUUUCACCAUCCACAGCCGCCAGGCAACGGGACUGGAUCUCGGGCAGCUUCCUGCUGUUGCAGCAGCACUGCCCAAACUGAAGAGGUUCCUCAAGAUCCCCGAGCGUCAAAAUCUUACUCUCAUGAGGUGUACUCCCGAUACGCUUGUCCGCACGACCAGGAAUCUGGCACCACUCAAAUAUAUCGGCACGCAUGCAGUCCAUGGGUACACUGAUCAACAGCCCGUCCACAUCAUAAAUUUGCCUUCAGUGCAUGCGAUAUCCCAGCUUCUUCCGCCGGAGAACCAGCCUCUGAGCGCGAUGCGCUUCCGUGCAAACAUAUAUUGCACAGGAGCCCCCGCAUUUUCAGAAGAGAAGUGGAAGCGGUACAGAAUCCUGCCGAAUGCUGUAAGCUCCGGACUACGUGCAAACGCGGCACCCACCCUCUCAGUGGUGUGCCGAACGUCACGGUGCACGAUGCCCAGCGUCAUUCCGGACAAAGGCGUUUUCGAAGAAGACAUCCCAGCUCCGGAUAGGAAAAAGGGCAAGCCACAGCCCAGCGCGACAUUGGUGAAAUACCGUAUGGUGGAGAUUGGUAACCCGGCUGCACUCGGUUAUCUGGGUAUGCAUUGCGUCCCCGAGGACUCGGGCUUCACGGAAGCUGUCGAUCGAGGGGCUCAGCUAUAUGUGGAGGUUGGCGAUGUGAUCGAAGUUCUAGAGACAGGGUCCCAUCUUUAUGGGUCGACAGGGGAUGAUUAUUGA